AUGGCAGAGUUCCACCCGCCCUCUCGUCGUGCCGACUUCAAGAUUGCAAUCAUAUGCGCUCUGCCGCGAGAAUUCGAUGCCGUCGCCCUGCUCUUUGAUCGAUUUUGGGAUGAAGACGGCGAUAAGCUCGGUCGGGCUGCCGGAGACACGAACCAUUACACGACCGGCCGCAUCGGGGCUCAUGAUGUUGUUCUCGUGGUUCUUCCCAACAUGGGCAAAGCGGGUGCGGCAGCGGCAGCGGCUAGCUUCCGGCUGAGCUAUAAUAACCUCAAGCUUGCGUUGCUUGUAGGCAUCUGCGGCGGGGUGCCCAAAAUCGCGGGGAACGAGGCCCUUUUGGGAGAUGUAGUGAUCAGCGAGACGGUGGUUCAAUACGACUUUGGCAGGCAGUACGCGGAGAAAUUCGUCCGCAAAGACACAGUUGAGGACAACCUCGGCAGGGCCAACAAGGAUAUCCGCGGUCUCAUCAAAGCGCUUGAGACGACGAGAGGGAGACGAAGGCUCGAAGACAAGGCUGCCGAGCACCUCAAGGCCCUCCAGCGCAUCGCCAAGGGCGAGAGAGGGAGUGCAAAUUACCAGUAUCCCGGCGUCUCCGAAGACAAACUUUUCGCGUCUGACUACGAUCACAAGCAUCAAGGGUUGUGCGACUUGUGUACUAGUGAAUCAGCAACCUAUUGCGACAAGGCGGCGAAGGCCUCUUGUGCCGAGCUGGGAUGCGACGAGAGGAAGUUGGUCGUCAGGAAGCGCCUGCAAGCCAGACAAGACAUGACUGAGCAUGACGCACAGCGUCCUGGGGUUUUCAUCGGGCGCAUCGCUUCGGGGGAUGGUGUAGAGAAAUCAGGGAAACACCGCGAUGAGAUUGCACAAGCGGAGGAGGUCAUCGCGUUUGAGAUGGAAGGCGCCGGAGUAUGGGACGAAAUCCCAAGCAUCAUCGUCAAGGGAAUCUGCGAUUACGCGGACAGUCAUAAGAACAAGAAGUGGCAGGAUUUCGCAGCGGCCACAGCGGCAUCUGUGGCAAAGGCGCUGCUAGAACGAUACACCCUCAACGAUAUCGACGCUCGUCCCGGACCUGACCCCCGUAGGUCUCCAUUUAUCUCACACAGCCGCUGA
Messenger RNA from Colletotrichum aenigma, 1107 nucleotides. RefSeq lists its product as uncharacterized. The record is from RefSeq and is a predicted model, not a curated record. The transcript has a single exon. NCBI's taxonomy places the organism in Eukaryota, Fungi, Ascomycota, Sordariomycetes, Glomerellales, Glomerellaceae. Gene Ontology annotation, biological process: nucleoside metabolic process. Gene Ontology annotation, molecular function: catalytic activity. The coding region runs from base 1 to 1107 and encodes 368 amino acids.